AUGAUAGUCUCAAAGUACUUAAGUACAAUCAAAGACUUUAUUAACUUGGAGUUGGUAUGCAAGAAGUUUGGUGGCAAUAUGGAGAAGUUCCAUUUUAACCCGAUUCAGUUGAAUUCUAAAACACUUCGAUACUUUUCAAACAUCGAGACACUUCACUUAUAUAAGAAAAAUGAUGAGAACUUUGGCAAUGGAUUUAUGAUCAACAGAAGAACAAAUGGAAAUGGUGAAAAUAAAACUGUUUUAAAGAUAGAGUUCUUUCGAAUUAUUGUGUGGUUCAAUGUUGACUUUGAAACUGUUGACAGAAACAAAAGUCGAAACAUCGAGUUUAAAAAUAUCAUAUACACUGAAAAUGAUAGAAAUAAAUUUGGUAAUAAAAUUCCAUCAAGUGUGACGUCAAUUGGUGGUUGUUGUUUUGAUGAAUGUAGUAGUCUAACCAGUAUUACAAUGCCAUCGAGUGUGAGAUCAAUUGGUAAAUAUUGUUUUGAUGGAUGCAGCAGUUUACACGGCAUUACAAUACCAUCUAGUGUCACAUCAAUUGGAAUUCAAUGUUUCCCAUCAAAUACAGAAGUUCAUCGAAAUUAA
Molecule: messenger RNA, 582 nt
Organism: Entamoeba invadens IP1
Lineage: Eukaryota; Evosea; Mastigamoebida; Endamoebidae
Exons: 1
Coding region: 1-582 (193 amino acids)
Source: RefSeq, a predicted model, not a curated record